This is a messenger RNA of Aspergillus affinis, 2532 nucleotides long. RefSeq lists its product as uncharacterized. NCBI's taxonomy places the organism in Eukaryota, Fungi, Ascomycota, Eurotiomycetes, Eurotiales, Aspergillaceae. Bases 1 to 2532 code for a protein of 843 amino acids. The record is from RefSeq and is a predicted model, not a curated record. The transcript has a single exon.
AUGGCGAUGGAAAAAAACCCCGACGUGGCUGGCGCAGCCGCAGCAGCGCCCGCCAAAUUCUCGCGCUAUCGAUCCGUCCGGAAAGCCGCCUCCAAGAGACCCGAAUUUGUCGCUUCCCCUCAUCAUCACCACCAUCCCCCACUACCUUCCAUUGAUACCUCCGUGCAACACCAAGCAGCGAUCGCCCCGACCCCGACAGCGACGAUGUCCGCCACGACGGUGAAACGGAGCAUGUCGCGAUAUCGUCGCCAGAGGGCGACCGAGACGCUGGCGAGUGCGCCGCCCGUGCCGGCGGCCGAUCGGGGCUUGGCGUACAGGAGUCCUGCGUCGGCGACGCAGGGGAGGGAGAACGGGUCGGCUGGGCGCGAUCAGGGGGAGAGACGCAGACAGAGGCAUGCGGCGGUGCGCGCGGAGAAAUUGGCCUACGUGGAGCAUAGCGAAGACGAUGAUGUUCGUGACCAUCACCGUCAGAAUGCGAUGGAUCGGUUGACAGGGGGAGAGAAGAAGAAGAGGACCGCCGCUGCCCCUAACACUACUACUGCUGCUACCAACACUACUACUGCGACUAGCGCCACAGCGCCACGGAGACCGACGACACGCGAUCGCGAGGAAAGACCGUAUCGCACGGAUGGGGAGAAUAGUCGGACGAGAGCGACCAGCCGACGUCGGUCGAGUCAGGAGCCCCGACGGCAUUCGUUGAAGGAGACGACCAAGGUAUCCUCGGUGCGACCGGCGGAGGAAGCGCCGCGGACCACUGACACGAGUGUGGGCAAUCGACACCCUGGCUUCGACGCGCCCGUUUCGGCGGUCAAUGCGGGCGAGCGACAAGUGGUUGUACGCUAUCGCAAAACAUCCAUGCAGCUAUCCGUCACGCCGUCGACCUCCGCGCAGGAUGUCCUCUUCACGGCCGGGGAGUGUCUCGCGGGGGACAUUGACCCGUUGAAAUUCAUCCUGAUGGAAUCGUUUACGGAAUUGGGCCUGGAGCGACCUCUGCGCCGGUACGAGUACGUGCGCGAGGUGAUGAACUCGUGGGCGCACGAUCGGGAGAACACGUUGAUCAUCGUGCCGGCGGCCAGUUUGGAAGCGCUGACGAUGCUGGACGCCCAUUGCGUGCCGGCGGGUCAGCCCGCCGAAGUGACGUUACACAUGUACUACUCGCAACGGCCGCGCAAGUGGGAUAAGCGGUUCAUCACCCUGCGCUCGGACGGCCAGGUGACCCAGUCCAAGAAGGAGAAUGGCCAGGAGUCGGCCAAUAUCUGCCACCUCUCGGAUUUCGAUAUCUACUCGCCCACCCCGGGCUACUUGUCCAAUAACAUCAAGCCCCCAAAGAAGAUGUGCCAGGCGAUUAAGAGUCAGCAGAAGUCGAGCAUGUUUCUGUCCACGGAAAACUUCGUCCAUUUCUUCUGUACCAACGAUAAGGGGGUCGCGGACGCUUGGCACCGCGCCGUCCAUGCCUGGCGCAGCUGGUACUUGGUCAACAAGCUGGGUGCCGGCGCGGAGGACAAGAUCGAAUCUCCUCCACCGGUAGAUGAAAUGUCGCCCGCCACGAAGCCUUUCAAGCCAUUGCUGAACAUGGAUUCCCCCGAGACAUCCGGCUGCGAGGGAACCACCCUGGACCGGACCAAGUCGUCGAAAUCGAAAGAACUGUUCUCCCGCAAGAAGAGCACGCGCGAGCAUGCGCCUCCCCCAUCAUCCUUCCCCAAACUCCUGGCCGACGAGUCAGACAUCCCACCGCUUCCUUCCACUUCGUCCUCGCCCGACGACUCACCAUUCACGGGCUCCGGCCUGCUCGGACGAAGCUACACCAUGCGCCACCGCGCGAUGAAAGAACGCGAGGAGCGCGAAAAGAAAGCCAUGGAGGAUCCCUUCGCCGCGCAAGGCCUCAUCGGGACCAUGACGCGCCGUCCCACCAACGGGCCGUCCUCCAAACCCAACAGCCGCUCCAACACGUUGACCUCGACCCACGCGCCCGACCCAGCCUGCCUCAAGCGGUCGCUGUCUGUCAACAAAAACAAACCCCUCGUCGACCUAACCCCGGUCUACCAAGAACCUCCCCAGCACGGGCGCAAGGGACGCGGCGUGGCUGUUGAGCCCGGGACGCUGCUCAUCGACGCCGCCACCGGCCGCGACGCCCCGGGUGGCAUUGCCGUUCCGUCCGCUACGACCUGGCGCCGUCCAGCUCCUCCGCCGCCACCGGCACCGCUCGACCUGUCCUCGUCGACCGAAACCACCACGCGCACCCGCAACCGCUCCAACACGGCCCGUAGCAACAGCGCUCAACCACGACACUACAAUUCGUCCACCCCGGCCUCCCCUACGACCGCCACCUCCCCCGCCGACGCCACGCAGCGCGAAGACCCCUUCAUUCCUAACAGUCUGAUGUCACGGUCUGCGCAGAUCGCCGCGUUAACGAAUAACGGGAUCCCAGUCGGGCAUGGCGUGGCGACGGGCGAUCGACUAGCCACAAAACCCAUGCUGGAUAUGUCUCCUGAGAACCCAUUCACGCAGGGGAGUUUACUUCGAGGGUUAUAG